Molecule: messenger RNA, 222 nt
Organism: Colletotrichum abscissum
Lineage: Eukaryota; Fungi; Ascomycota; Sordariomycetes; Glomerellales; Glomerellaceae
Exons: 1
Coding region: 1-222 (73 amino acids)
Source: RefSeq, a predicted model, not a curated record
AUGAGACAGCUACACAUGAAUGCUUUUCUCUCGACCGGGGACAAGAGUACCGUUGAUGAGGUGCAGGGCAAAAAGAGAGAGAUCCAGCGAGCAGGCGAGGUACCGAAGAGCAUCGACUACGAUACGACCCGAGCUGAUCCAUUCCUCGCCGCAACCAUAGCCCGCUCGGUCGAAAAAGCACUGGAUGUGCCGGGCUACCUUGAUUGGACAGUCAUCGGCUAG